UAGCAAAAAAAGAAGAGAAAAAGAAAUGGAAGCCAUGAUUUCUUACCUAUUAGCUCUGCUAUUUCUUCCUCUAUCUCUCACUUUCAUCUUCUUCCUUCGUAAACGCCAUUCGAAUAGCAAAAAACUUCCACCAGGAACAUCUGGAUGGCCAUUGUUAGGAGAAAAUAUGGAGUUUGCCUUAUUAGGUCCUGAGAAAUUCAUCAAAAAAAGAAUGGAAAAGUACUCACCUCAAGUGUUCCAAACAUCAAUCAUGGGAGAGAAAAUGGCUGUGUUUUGUGGUGCACAAGGGAAUAAGUUCUUAUUCUCAAAUGAGAACAAACUUCUCACAUCCUGGUGGCCAAAAUCCAUGAAAAAGGCAUUGCUUUUCCCUGAAUUUGCUGAGAGUUCAUUGAAAGAAGUAUCCGCUUUACAACGCGGUUUUCUCCACGAUAUUCUCAAGCCUGAGGCUCUAAAACAAUACAUUCCAGUUAUGGAUUCAAUGGCCCGAGAUCAUCUAGAUGAAAAUUGGAUUCCUAAUAAUGGAGUAGUCAAGGUUUUCCCAUUGUCAAAGAAGUACACAUUUGAUUUGGCGUGUCGAUUGUUCAUGAGUUUGGUAAAUCCUGAGGAAAUAAAAAGGUUAGCUGAUCCUUUCACUCUUGUUACAAAUGGAAUAUUUUCUAUGCCUAUUGAUUUGCCCGGAACAGCUUAUAAUCGCGCUAUCAAAGGCGGGAAAAUGGUGAGGGUUGAACUUAUGAGGAUCAUUACACAGAGGAGAAAGGAAUUACAAAUGGAGAAUAAGGAGACAAUAGCAGGAGGCAGAGACUUGUUGUCGAAAAUGUUGCUUGUUACUGAUGAAAAUGGAAGGUUUAUGAGUGAAAUGGAGAUCUCCAACAAUCUAAUAGGAAUGCUAGUGGCGAGCUUUGAGACUACUAGUAGUGCAGCCACUAGUGUUUUGAAGUAUCUGGCUGAACUUCCCCACGUCUACGAUCAAGUUUACAAGGAACAAAUGGCAAUAGCAAAGUCAAAAGGAGAAGAUGAGUUGCUAAGUUGGGAAGACAUUGAGAAGAUGAAGUAUUCUUGGAAUGUAGCACGUGAAUCACUAAGGCUAACUCCACCAGCUCAAGGAGCUUUUAGAGAAACAAUCACUGAUUCUACAUAUGCAGGUUUUACCAUUCCAAAAGGGUGGAAGACAUUUUGGUCAGUGCACUCAACACAUAAGAAUCCGAAAUACUUCUCUAAUCCUGAAAAGUUUGAUCCAACGAGGUUUGAGGGGAGUGGACCUGCACCCUACACGUUUAUACCCUUCGGGGGAGGACCUCGGAUGUGCCCUGGAAAAGAGUAUGCUCGACUGGAAGUACUAGUGUUGAUGCACAAUGUGGUCAAAAGGUUUAAACUUGAAAAGGUUAUUCCAGAUGAGAAGAUUGUGUUCCAUGCUUCUCCUGUGCCAAUGCAUGGCCUUCCUGUUCGCCUUCUGCCUCAUGGAAAUUAGUAGAAUUUCAUCUCAGGAAGUGAAUUAUGUUCUGGUUUUAAUUAGUUUGAGCAAAAUUAAGAUAUGACAAUCGUUUUAUAUAAACCCUGAAUAAUUGUAAUACUAGUAUGAAAAUAAGUUGUUGCAUUCAAAUUACAGGGAUAUGUUUAUCUUUCGUUACCAAUUUAUAUCAA
This is a messenger RNA of Nicotiana tabacum (common tobacco), 1641 nucleotides long. RefSeq names its product beta-amyrin 6-beta-monooxygenase-like. Gene Ontology annotation, molecular function: oxidoreductase activity, acting on paired donors, with incorporation or reduction of molecular oxygen; iron ion binding; heme binding. NCBI's taxonomy places the organism in Eukaryota, Viridiplantae, Streptophyta, Magnoliopsida, Solanales, Solanaceae. The record is from RefSeq and is a predicted model, not a curated record. Gene Ontology annotation, biological process: sterol metabolic process.